AUGAGCACAAACAAUUCAUCAAGGUCGGAUGAUGAUCCAUCUCAAGGAAAGCAAAAAGUCGUCUCAGAUGCUUUGGCAAAAAAUUCAAGACAAUUACUAUAUGCUCAUUUAUAUAAUUAUUUGGUUGAAAACAACUUACACGAUACCGCUAAAAUAUUGUUGAAAGAAGCUGAUGUUCCAUUAUCAAAUCCUGUCGAUAAAGAUGGGAAUUCAAGAAACGAAGAAUCAAGCUCGAUGAAUAUAGGUGAUGACGAAGCUUUACCAGGUGUUAAGAUGCUGAUGACUUCUCCAGAUACGUUUUUGUUAGAGUGGUGGCAGUCACUCUGGGCUUUACAUAGUUAUGUCAAAGAAACACCGGCAAUUCAACAACAACAUCAACAUCAACAAAAAUUAUCAACACCUAAUCUAACUGGAGCUGCUGUUGGUGCUGCUGGUGCUGCUAGUGUCGCUUCUGGAAUUUUGAAUCCUUAUUCGCAAGCUCAAUUAGGUGGUGGUUUAAAUCAAUUUGUUCCAACAAUACCUCCACCACAUAUAGCAAAUCAACAAGCUUUAAACAAAGUAGGAAGUAAUGGAGAUGGAAUUCCUUCAGGAAUUGCACCAAACACAAAUGUUGCAGGUCCAAAUAAUGCUAAUAUUAAUCCACAAAAUAGUGCUAACAAUAAUACUAAUAAUAAUAAUAAUGUUUCUUCACCUGCAACAAAUCCAAGACAGCAGUAUGUUCCAACUCCUCAGCCAGUAUUACAAUCACCACUACCACAGUCAGCUCAUGGAACUCCACAUCCAAAUCAAACCACUGUACCUUCUCCAGCUCCAAAUUCUGGUAUGAUACCGAUGCAACAUCAAAUGCAUGCUCAGCAGCAGCAACAACAACAACAACAAACUAAUCAACCUCCAAAUUCAGUCAGUGGUCCUCAACAAGCACCUGGUAGUGCGGGUCCUCAAAAUGAUCACUUGACACCUCAAUCACAUCAACGUACACCAAUUAUACCGCCUCAACAAGGUCAACCUCAAAAUCCACAACAAUUUGUUCCACCAACAGCACAACCAAGACAACAUUGGCAAUUCCAUAAAAUGCAAUCACAACUACAAGCUCAAGAAUUGCAACAAAGAGUACAAAUGCAAAAAAUGCAGCUGUCUAAUCAAUUUAAUUAUCAAAAUGCUAAUCCUCAUCAACAGCAACUAAUGCAACAACAAUUUAGAAUGCAAGCAAUGCAAGAAGCUCAGGCUCAGGCUCAAGCUCAAGUCCAAUCUCAAGUACAAGCUCAACAACAAGCUCAAGUUCAUGCUCAACAACAAGCUCAAGCUCAGGCUCAAGCUCAAGCGCAGGCACAGGCGCAAGCUCAGGCUCAAGCUCAAGCCCAAGCUCAGGCACAGGCACAGGCACAUGCUCAAGCCCAAGCCCAAGCUCAUGCCCAAGCUCAUGCAAGAAAUGUUGGUGGUCCAAUGCCUAAUUUUCCUCAACAAGGACAAUUUCCAUCUCAAUUUCCACAACCGAGUCCUAUACCAUCUCAACAACAACAGCAGCAACCUGGUUCAAAAGUUGGUACUCCAACUUCUCAGCAUCCACCUCAAUUAGGUAUGCAAAGACCGAAUCAAGCAGGAAAUCCAAAUAUAAAACAAACCCCAGUUACUAAUAUCAAUGGUAGAAUGCCAGGAAAUGUUCCAGCUGGUCCAAACCCUGUUGGUGUACCAGGUGUAACACCUCAAGAAAAUGCAUUAAGGGGUGAUAACUCUACUGCUUUACAUGAUUAUCAAAUGCAACUGAUGAUGCUUGAGAAUCAAACAAAAACUGCACCUAAUGGAGCUCCAGCAAAUGCACCAGGAGCUCCAACCAAUGGACAACAACCACAACCACAACCACCUGUAUCUAAUUCAUCUGGUCCAAGAUCAAGAGGUGAAAGUAUAGGUAUAGAUCCUUUACAACCGGAUCCUUUCACUAAUCAACAAUUUAUGGAUCUUUUUAAUCCAAAUUCUUUAGGACAAAAUUUCAAUGGAGCACAAGGUGGAGGUAGUGGAAGUCAAGGUAGAACUGAUUCACAGGCAAAUUUGGGUAUUGAUGAUUUAAAUGUUGAUUUGGGUGUAGGAUUCCCAAAUGCUGGAUUUAUGAAUGGAUUUUAG
Hansenula ciferrii is the source of this 2118-nucleotide messenger RNA. RefSeq names its product LisH domain-containing protein. The record is from RefSeq and is a predicted model, not a curated record. Lineage: Eukaryota; Fungi; Ascomycota; Saccharomycetes; Phaffomycetales; Wickerhamomycetaceae. Gene Ontology annotation, molecular function: protein binding. Bases 1 to 2118 code for a protein of 705 amino acids. The transcript has a single exon.